AUGUUCACCCAAGACUCCGGCCAGGUCUUUAAGGAAUGGACCGUCCCCCGCGACUUGGUCUCCGAACAGGCCAGUCGCAACUCGGCCAGCUGGAGUCGUCGCCGCCCGUAUCCCACCUUCACAGCUCGCGGUGCGCGAGGACCGCGGCCGCUUGUGGAUAUGGCCAUUAAUGUUGUCGCGGACAACAUAGGCGACGUUGCGCCGGGCCAUCUUGACGGUCUUCCGAACCGCCUGUUGUGGCGCGUCUGGAGCUUCCUCGAGGCAAGGGGAGUCUGUCUUCAUGCCUGGAAGAUCUUUUCUAAACUCUUGCUCGACGACGACGACAAGAAUCUCGGCCUCUACCGCUUUCGUCAGCACAUCUGCCGUCCCGGUGAUGACCUCACCCGAUACACGCAGCCGCUAACAUCGUCGCCCGCCGACUUCAUCACGCAUUUGGUCCUCACUGGCGGCUGCGCCUUUUCCACCCAUGAUCUCCUAUGCCUCGCUGCCAUGCCCAACCUCGGCGCCCUGGAGCUGAUCCAGCCUUCCGACGAGCUGCGCACCAUCUUCCCCAAGGUCAGCGACGGCCUCAUCCGCGGAUGGACUGAGAUGGACGAUCCCUUCCCGCUGCUGAGGAUUCUACGCAUCUGGGGAGACGAAACCACGUCGCAAGACUCGCUGCACUGGGUGUCCAAGUUUCCGUCUCUGGCGCUGUACGAUGUCACGGGCGCUCGGGAUGACUGGAGGUCUCCAGAUGACAUUGCUCAAGAGCAGGGCUGGGAACGAGCCGACUCGCAGUCUGGCCUGGAGGACUCCCUGAUGCGGUACCUGAUGCUAUUUGCGCCCCUUGAGGAAACCCGAAUCAAUAGGCUACGUGACCUAUCCCGGAGCAUCGACGCCGACCUCGUCUCCCUUUGCAGCGACUCUCGCUGCGCCGUCAAGUUCGUCGCCGACCGCCAGGCCCCGCCGCUUCUCGACUACCUCACCGAUAAUGCCAAGGUGCAGAUGCCCUCGUGGGACCCAGACGCCGCCGGACGUGAGGCCCGCGCCUGUCACGGCAUCGCCUUCGAGCCCUGGGCCUUCUGGUUGUACUCCUUCAUCGGCCAGCUCAGCGCCGACCGAGACCUCGCUGGCCGAGGUGUGCGUCCAGACACGCAGGCCGUUGCUGGCCCGUUUGUGCUGCCGUCCAAGCCGCUGGCGUGCCUGCACCUGGGCCACAGCGCGCGCGGCGGCAUCUCGACAAAGCCGUCGUACGUUGGCCGCGGGCUGUUUGCAACGCGGCGGUACACGUUCACGCGGGACUCGGUAGUGCGCGGAACCAAGAUGCCCAAGCCGGAGCCGAUCCCUAAGACGGAGGCGAACCUGGUCGUUUCGGAGCGCACGGCGCCGGUAUUAGCCCUGCGGAAACAGAAGAGGAAGCGACUGGAUGAUAUGCUACAGUCGUUCAUUGGGUGA
Molecule: messenger RNA, 1434 nt
Organism: Ilyonectria robusta
Lineage: Eukaryota; Fungi; Ascomycota; Sordariomycetes; Hypocreales; Nectriaceae
Exons: 2
Coding region: 1-1434 (477 amino acids)
Source: RefSeq, a predicted model, not a curated record